ACACUGAAGGCAGUUUUGGUUGGAGAACGUUAGUCGAUGAGAUAAAUAACAUAUUACUUAUAUCAAAACCAGCGUCGCCAUCUCUACACGGAGAUAUAGCAUAUGUCAACAUAAAAAAAGAUGGGUUGGGUCCAAUAAAAUCAUUAGUUUUAGACGACGAUGAAAUGAAGGAUGCGAGAAAAACCGCAUACCAGAAUAUGUUAAGGAAUAGUCGAAAUUUAGGUAGUGGAUUGACAUCCGGUCAAUUUUGGCACAUGGAUGACAUAGUUUAUGCCGUUAGUUUCACGGACAGCAAUCUAGAUGGGGGAGUGAUAUUUCUAAGAUACAAAAAAGGGAAAUUGUCAAUUAUCAUGAAAAAUCGUAAACCAUUCCAACUGAAUUAUGACGACAUGGGUGUUAGUCCCAAGAAUAUCAUGUUCGGUGCAGCGCUGUGCGCUGCUACACUGUAUGGUAACAGUUACACAGACCUGGUGGUAGGUGCGCCGGCGCAGCACGGCACUUCCGCCUCGGACCCGGAGUUCGGCGCUAUCCAUAUUUAUAAGGGCUCAUUCAAAAUGGCACACUUUAUAAUACGAAAAUUGACAUUAAUAAGUGUUAACGAAGAAUCAAGAUUCGGGAGUAGCGUUGUCGCGAACGACUUGGAUGGCGAUGGAUUGCAAGAAUUAUUUGUCAGUGCGCCAUACCAGAACGAAGGUGUUGUGUAUGUACUAUCCGGAUACGAAAUAAGAGAAAUAAGCAAACAGAUCGACGAAAAUGGUAGCACAGAUACAGUUGACGUUUCUGAUCUCAAAUACACACAGAUUAUAAAGAGAGAGGGAUACAAGCGAUUGGGUUUUAGUAUUGGAGUCAUGUCUGACAUGGACAGCAACGGAUGCGAUGAAAUAGCGAUUGGCGCUCCUGCAAGUAAUAAAAUUAUGAUUCUCCGCUGUAUUCCUGCCGUCACCAUCAAUGUUACUACUGAGCUUGAUGGACCUAAGAUAGUUCCAGAAUCAGAAAAUGAAUUCAAAAUAAAAACUUGUAUAAACCUGGAAUACAAAUCUAAUAUGGACAACAUUGCAGCACAUGUGUCGCUAAAGAAUACGAUAAGCGGAACUCGAGUUAACAUCACUUGCCGUCCAAAACUUAUAGACAUUGAUAUAAGCAGCAAGGAAAAUACUUAUUGUCACAUUGUAAACGUUUAUAUAGUUGGUUUUGAACCUGGUCUUUACACAUUUACAUCGGAAGCUAAGUUGAUCACUGCGGGAUUAGAAAACACGGAUUUCAACCCGUCUUGGGUGAACGUAACUCCGUACAGCAUCAUGAAGAAAACUCAGCUCAUAGAACGAGGCUGUUCUGGUGAAGAAUGCAUUUACCAUUUUAAAAUGAAUUUCUUAUGGUCUGGAGGUGAAAUCAAAAAAGGUUACAAAUAUGACGUGAAUUCUAUGAAAUACGAGACACUAACGCUUCACAUCACCAAUGAGGGUAGGAUCGCGUUCACCGCGUGCGCACUAGUGAACGUUGUGGGCGCGCCCGUCGACCAAUUAUAUUGCUCCCACGGUUCUGAUGGAUACCUCUGUCGGCUGCCAGAGGGCUUCAGGAAAAAUACAUCGUAUGAUAUCCUAAUCAAAUUGGAAACGAGUCGACUGACGAACGAAUUUACUGGUUUGAACGUGACAGUAAAUUUGUAUGAAGAAUGCGAUGAGAAGAAUUCUCCAAUCAAGGAGCAAUUUUAUGUGGAAUACGACUUUACCAUGGAUAGAAUUGAGGUUCAAGGAGUUUCAGAAACACGUAGUAUUACAGAGAAGGCGAUCAAAACCAGCUCGGGAACCAUUGAUGUUACACAUACAUAUCGGAUUUCCAAUAAAGGAACAGUUUCGUGGAAAGACGUCGUAAUGGACAUUUCCGUCCAAGAAUCUAACUUUAUAAAAGAAUUGCUUGUAACAUCAGAAAAUCAGUGCAAGAUAAUUAAUCAGACAACCAGUUGUAGUUUAGAUUUGAUUCCGUCGUCGACACUCAAAAUAGUGGUCACGAUUGUAGUCUGGAAAAAUCAAAUAGAGAAACUUCUUCUGGUUAAAAAGUUGGCGAUUACAAGUAACAUAUCCUUGAAGCUACUCCCUACAACAGUUAUAAAAACGACGAGCGUGACGUCAGUGCCUGUCUACGAAAAAGAUACAACGAUUGGCCAGAACAAGUCUGUCAUUAUAAUAAUAGCUAUAUUAGUGGCUGCCAUAUUAUUUGCUAUAGUCAUUUACAUACUGUACAGAGUUGGAUUUUUCAGAAGAAAGCAGAAAGAAGAACUACAAGCCGAAAUAAAACGAAGAAGUGUUAAGCGGCCCAACACUACAUCUCAAGUAGAGGAUUCUCUUUUAGAAAUAAAUGACGAUGAGAUUUAUGAUGAUCAAGAUACUCUUCUUCGUGAUAAAGGUCAACCCAGUUCAAGUAAACAGCCCUCGAGGAUAUCGACAUCCAAAAACGUCGUCGAAACUGAAAACGCCGUAACCGCGGAAGAAAAAACCAAAUCCAUUGUUUCUGAAGAAAAUAAGUCAUAGUAUUUGUCUUUUUAUAAUAAUAUUUUUAUUGUAAUUACUUAUUGCUUUGAUUUGUGUAAAGAUUAUUAUGUAAAGGAAAUUAAAAUAAAUGUACAAUGUAGUAUGAGUGUAUAAUGUUUUAUAAAUAAUUUGAUGUUUUAAUUUUUAAUUUUAUUUUUAUAAAACAUUGAAAAAAAUACA
Plodia interpunctella (Indianmeal moth) is the source of this 2708-nucleotide messenger RNA. RefSeq names its product integrin alpha-9-like. NCBI's taxonomy places the organism in Eukaryota, Metazoa, Arthropoda, Insecta, Lepidoptera, Pyralidae. Gene Ontology annotation, molecular function: integrin binding. The transcript is spliced from 22 exons. The coding region runs from base 165 to 2528 and encodes 787 amino acids. Gene Ontology annotation, cellular component: integrin complex; external side of plasma membrane. The record is from RefSeq and is a predicted model, not a curated record. Gene Ontology annotation, biological process: cell-cell adhesion; cell-matrix adhesion; integrin-mediated signaling pathway.